Messenger RNA from Plenodomus lingam JN3, 897 nucleotides. NCBI's taxonomy places the organism in Eukaryota, Fungi, Ascomycota, Dothideomycetes, Pleosporales, Leptosphaeriaceae. The record is from RefSeq and is a predicted model, not a curated record.
AUGUCGUUGUGGAUAAGGGGGGGGGGGGGAGCCAACAUCCUCCUAACCCCCGACAAAACCCACUCCCGCAUCAUCGCCAAACUCGCCGACUUUGGCUGCGCCACCUCCGACGAAUGGACGUAUCAAACCAAGCCCCUCUCCCUGGCCUCCAACGCCUCGGCCCAAACCCCGGGCUUCGAUCCCCCAGAGUUCCCAAGGUUCUUGGGCAAGAGCGACGUCUGGCAGCUGGCGCUGGUGUUUGUCUGCGUGUGCAACAUGUUUCAGGAGUGGCCGCGGAGUCGGAUAAAUCCGAGGGGGAGACGGUGGGAUCGGGAGCGACCGGCGGGGUUGUAUUAUUCGGGGGAGUGGAGUAGGGAGUUGGGGGAGUGUUUGGUCGAGGAGGUGGGGUUGAGGCCGGGGUCCUUGCAGUCUCUCAAGGCCGUGACGGCGGCUUAUGAUCGUAUUCGACCGUCUUUGCCAGUAGAUCGGCAGCCACUCGAGCUCCUCGAGCACGCUGGGCCUGACUAUACAAGGACCAGAGAGCCUGUAUCUUCCAGUAGUUCCGGACGGCCUGCCAUAAAUGCCGACCAUGGGUAUCCCAUGGCUGACACGGGGCGCGGCCAACAUCCACAACGACCGAGGUUGCAUCGACACAUCUUCUCUGACCCUGAAGCCAGAAGAGUGGGAAGACUACCGCAUAGCAACACGGAAUUUUUGAGCAACCAGAGAUUGCCACAAGAGCCGUACUCGAUUGCGCAAUACCCAGGAAAUCUACCAUAUCAUCAAGCAGGCUGGGAUGACGAGGAUGAGUACGCUAUGCAGGGACCUGAACCAUCGAUAUACGGAGGGCAGCACCAGCACCAGGGCUUCUAUCCACCAUUACAUCCGCGUAGGCCGCAGUAUGUUUGGAGAUACUGA